AUAGAAAGCUUACACCGUUAUAGUCAGUCAUGGAGUCAAGAUUCCUCAAAUUCAGUCUCUGAAGCGACUUAUGAUUAAACUCGUUCCGUGAUUGAAAUAUUUUUUCGAAUGAAAAUAGAAAAUUAUUUAUUCGCUGAAAACAUUGACCUACUUAGUGAGUUUCAAGUUUAAUGAGUGCGAUAAAUCUGAUAUAUAUAUAUUCGAUAAAUUUUGAUUUACGCUUAAUAGACUUUUUUUAAAAAUCGUUUUCUGAUAAAAUAUUCCGUACAAAUAAAUAAUUUUAUUUUUCGCAUAAUGUAGAGUUUUAACAACCAAGUUACAAACACUCUUUACAACCAACACCAUUUCUUUUGUGAAUACAAACUAUCCAAACAGAUCACCAUGGAUGAUAUGGUAAAAAAUUUAUUUGGUGUCGCAGAUUAUAUGGUAUUUAGUGUUAUGUUGCUGAUAUCUGCAGGAAUAGGAGUAUGGUAUGCCAUUGUAGAUCGGAGAAAAAGCAAUACUCAAGAAUUUUUAAUGGGUGGACGAUCUCUUAGCGUCUUUCCAGUGGCCAUGUCUGUUUUAGCCAGCUUUAUGUCAGCUAUUACACUUUUAGGUACACCAGCUGAAGUGUACCGAUAUGGUACUCAGUACUUGAUGAUCAAUAUAUCCUUCUGUUUUGUAGUACCAGCCACAGCUUAUUUAUAUGUUCCAGUGUUCUAUAAUCUUGGAGUCACCAGUGCUUAUGAGUAUCUUGAACUGAGAUUUUCUCCAUUAGUAAGAACAGCUGGUUCAGUGGUUUUCUUUUUACACAUGAUGAUGUAUAUGCCUGUUGUCUUGUAUGCUCCAGCUUUAGCUUUGUCAGAAGUUACUGGAAUAAACUUAUGGACAGCUAUUAUAUCCCUUGGAUUAGUUUGCACUUUCUACACAAGUAUAGGUGGCAUGAAAGCAGUUGUGUGGACGGAUUUCUUUCAAUCCAUAAUGAUGUAUAUAUCUAUCUUAGUCAUUCUGAUUAAAGGAACUUAUGACAUAGGAGGGUUUGAUGUCGUGUGGGAGCGGGCUCUGAAAGGAGGCAGAAUAGAAUUUCUUAAGUUCGAUUUAGAUCCUACAGUUCGUCAUACAUUUUGGAGCUUAGUGAUCGGUGGAUAUAUUACUUGGAUGGGAAACUAUGCAGCAAGUCAAGCGAUGAUUCAGAGAUAUUUAACCGUCGGCAGUCUAAAGGGUGCGCAAGGAUGUUUAUGGAUCAACUUGCCUGCGUUGAUAUUACUUGUUAUGAUCACUGGCUUUUCCGGGCUGGUCAUUUAUGCAUUCUAUCAUGACUGUGAUCCUAUUGGGACAAAUCUUAUUCAAGCUCCAGACCAGCUAUUUCCAAGAUUUGUCAUGGAAACCUUAGGUGCUUUUCCAGGAAUACCAGGACUUUUUGUAUCCGGUAUAUUCAGCGGAGCUCUUAGCACAGUGUCAUCAGGAGUUAAUUCAUUAGCCGCAGUAACUCUGGAAGAUUUCAUUAAACCAUUUAUCUGUAAAGAUAUUACUGAAGUAUGGGCAACAAGACUCACAAAAUCUCUAGCUUUGACUUAUGGAUUGCUAUCAUUAGCUUUGGUUUUUGUAGCAAUGCAUUUGGGUGGAGUUUUGCAAGCAGCUUUCACAAUACAUGGAGUUGUAGGAGGUCCGAUGUUGGGAAUUUUCACUUUAGGAAUGUUUUUUCCAUGCGCUAAUGCUGUGGGUGCUGCUGUGGGUCUUCUGAGUGGUUUCGUGGUUUCUAUGUGGUUUGGUAUGGGAGCAUUUGCAAGCCAGCCGUACACACCUGAAGCACCCAGAUCCUAUGAGAGCUGUUCUUACUACAACAUUACCAGCAUUGAUGUGCAAAAUAUAACACUUGGCUACAACGAUGACAUUUUUCCACCCUAUAAACUCUCCUACCUCUGGCUUAGUUCAGUAGGUUUCGUAGUAGUUUUGAUAGUUGGAUUACUAGUUAGCUUCAUAACAGGAGCCACAAAAGGAGAAAAUAUUGACCCGAGAUUGCUCUCACCAGCUGUAAUUUGGUUAAGCAAAUAUAUUCCUGGGGAUAAAUUGAAGAAAAUAAUUACAAUAAAGAGAGAGAGGAGAGGAACUUCUCUUGCAACUUUAAGGACAACCAGUGUAAUUAGUGACAAUGACUUUUAUCCAUCAAAGAAGGCAUCCAUCUCAUACAUAUCUGAUUCAAAAAUAUCCUAACGUGGUUAUACUUAUUUAAGAAAAAUAUUCUUAUCCCCUCCUCACUUCAUUUCAUUUCAAAAAGUUUAGGUAAAAACUGAGAAACGUAACAAAUUAUGUGUUCUGUUAUGAACAUAUGAAAAUAGGAAAUAAAAUCUAUUAUUUUUAAA
Messenger RNA from Parasteatoda tepidariorum (common house spider), 2342 nucleotides. Its product is annotated as sodium-coupled monocarboxylate transporter 2. Gene Ontology annotation, biological process: sodium ion transport; transmembrane transport. Gene Ontology annotation, molecular function: symporter activity. Gene Ontology annotation, cellular component: membrane. The record is from RefSeq and is a predicted model, not a curated record. Lineage: Eukaryota; Metazoa; Arthropoda; Arachnida; Araneae; Theridiidae.